Molecule: messenger RNA, 2577 nt
Organism: Sinocyclocheilus anshuiensis
Lineage: Eukaryota; Metazoa; Chordata; Actinopteri; Cypriniformes; Cyprinidae
Product: E3 ubiquitin-protein ligase TRIM32-like
Exons: 2
Coding region: 62-2047 (661 amino acids)
Molecular function (GO): protein binding; zinc ion binding
Source: RefSeq, a predicted model, not a curated record
CCCCCGCAGUGUUGCGCGCCUCGGCACAUCAAGCAAAAGCUACUGUUGAACUGAAGGCACCAUGGCCACACCAACGUCUCUAGAUCCAGAUUUGUUUCGGGAGGUGCUGGAAUGCCCCAUUUGUCUGGAGAUGUACAACCAGGAUCAGCUUCGACCCAAACUACUGCAGUGCGGUCACUCAGUUUGUCGUCAAUGCCUUGAGAAACUCCUCGCCAGCACGAUAAAUGGUGUGCGCUGCCCCUUCUGCAGCAAGGUGUCUCGUAUGAGCAGUAUUUCCCAGCUGGCUGACAAUCUCACCGUGUUGAAGAUCAUUGACUGUGCGAGUUCAUGCAACUCUACCAUGGGUCUCAUGUGCAAGUCUUGUAAAAACCGCCUGCCCCGGCAGUACUGCAGUGACUGCAGCAUCGUGUUGUGUGAUAUUUGUAAAAACGAGGGCCACCAGUGUCAAGGUCACGUCGUACAGGCCAUUCGCGUGGCUGCCGAACAGUGCCGGAAAGACAUCAGCGGGAAGAUUUCUAACUUGCGGGAGGCAAUGGGAAACAUUCAGAAGAAGAAGGCAGCUAUUGACAAUGUGACAAAAUCACUCAGACUGAAGUACAAGGCUGUACAGCAGGAAUACGCCAAGGCUGAGCUGCGGCUCCAAGAGGAACUUGGCCGCUCACACCGUGCCUUUGCCACCUCCUUGGCCGAAAUAGAGAAACUCAAUGCCCAGAUUCUGGAGGAGCAGACUUACCUGCUCAAUAUCGCUGAAGUGCAGGUGGUGUCAAGAUGUGACUAUCUUACCAUGAGGAUCAAGCAGACAGAUAUUGCUCUACUGGAAGAAGGGAGCAACCAUGAAGAAGAAGAGUUGGACUUGAAAACUAAUUUGCCUGUCAUUCUGAAACUACAAGACCCUGAAUUUGUUAAAACGGAGUGCUCGAAACCUUUGAACUUGGGGCAGCUGACCACAAAACCCUGCAUUGUCAAUGCCGAGGAAGAAGACGGACUUGAUUUCACCACUUCCGCUGCCGCCCCAUUGGACAUUUACCGUGAUACUGACAUGGAUACGGCAGUUGAAGAGGCUGUUUGCGCUUCUCCCGGUAGCUUCAAGUCCAAGUCUGUCGAUGGUGGUAGACCUUCUCCAGGAGCUUCUGGUGGGCAACUCUGUCAGUUUGUGAAAAAGAUGGGCUGCAAGGGCAAUCUGCCGGGCAUGUUCAACUUGCCGGUAAGUAUUUGCGUCACGCCGCAGGGCGAGGUGCUUGUGGCCGACCGAGGAAAUUACCGCAUCCAGAUCUUCAACCGCAAGGGCUUCCAAAGGGAGAUACGGCGCAACCCGAGCAGCAUCGACAACUUUGUCUUGAGCUUCCUAGGUGCCGACCUGCCCAACCUCAUCCCGCUCUCUAUUGCAAUCACUGCUCAAGGCCUCAUCGGUGUCACCGACAACUAUGACAACUCCGUGAAGGUUUACACCACUGAUGGCCACUGCAUCGCCUGUCACAAGAACCAGCUCAUCAAGCCAUGGGGAAUCGCGGCCAUGCCUUCAGGCCAGUUCGUUGUGUCAGAUGUAGAGGGGGGAAAGCUGUGGUGCCUGGCCGUGGAUCGUAACGUAGGGGUUGUGAAUUACAAUCGCUUGUGCUCGGCCGUCAGGCCCAAAUUUGUAACUUGCGACUCCUCAGGUACAGUUUACUUCACACAGGGCUUGGGUCUAAACAUCGAGAAUAGACACAACGAACACCACCUUGAGGGGGGUUUCUCAAUUGGGUCGGUGGGAAUGGAUGGCCAGCUGGGAAAGCAACUCAGCCACUUCUUCUCAGAGACCGAGGACUUCCGAUGCAUUACCGGCAUGUGCGUGGACUCUAAUGGAGACUUGAUCGUGACAGACAGUGGCCGUAAGGAGAUACUACAGUUCCCUAAAGAAGGUGGCUAUAAUAUUCUCAUUCAGGAGGACUUAACAUGCCCUGUAGGGGUAGCUGUUACCCAGAAGGGACAACUGCUCGUCUUAGAUUGCUGGGACCACUGUGUGAAGGUCUACACUUACUUGCAAAGGAGACGUUCCUCUACAUGUUAAGAUUGCUGUGUGGAUAAUUUAGAAUACUUUUCACUUUAAUUCAGUGGCUUCAUUAUAAAUGUUUGCUUCUCAGUGAUUUCUGACCUGUGGCUUGGAGUAGCCAGGAUCAGGCAACUAAGCCGCAACCAUUCACCACUGCCAUGGAGCAAUUGGAUGAUGACUUAUGGGUAUUAUUAUGGAUGCUUUGGGCAAAUAGAUUUCGAAAUUUAGCACAACCGAUGGCAAUAACUGACAAUGUUGUUCUUUAUGUGUGCAAAUCAGUUAUCGUGUUUUGUUUUUUUUCUUUUUUUUUCUGUGCUGCUGUACAGGCAUUAAGAUGGUGUUUUGAGUUACUGAGAAGGCCAUCUUUAUAGUUGCUAUAUAAAUGAUAUCAAAGGAAUAUUCCUGUUUCGAUUCGAGUUAGGCUCAAUCAAAAGCAUUUGUGGUCUAAUGUUGAUAAUCACUAAAAGACCUCCCCCACCCAAAAAAAGGUUAUGGUGAGGCAAUUACUAUGUAAAUGUGAGGCUUAUAUCAAAAAAAAAAAAAAAAAA